CAGAAGGAGAAGUGGGCAGACUGGGUGCUGAGCCUGAGAAGGAAAGUGCCAGCUGCAGUGUUUGGCUGCAUGCAGGAGAAUGGACGCCAAGACAGGCCGUGCAGAGGUGCUGGGGACAGUGGUCUUGCUGCUGGGAGCCCUAGCUGUCACCUACAUCCUGUGGCCGGUGCCCCCACCAGCCCCCCAUGGCCAGGGGCAGCAGAGCGACUCCUGCCAGCUGGUCCUGGUGGAGAGCAUUCCCCAGGACCUGCAGGUGGCUAGCAGCCCUGCACAGCCCCUGCCUCAGGCCUGGCUGCAGCUGCUGGAUGCUGCCCGUGAGAGUGUACACGUGGCCUCCUUCUACUGGUCACUCACGGGUGCCGAUAUUGGGGUCAAUGACUCGUCCUCCCAGCAGGGAGAGGCUCUUCUGCAAAAACUGGAGCAGCUACCUGGUAGAAACGUGUCUUUGGCCGUGGUCACAAGCGAGCCCACACUGGCCAGCAACUCUACCGACCUGCGGCUGCUGGUCGCCCACGGAGCCCAGGUACGGCAGGUGCCCAUGCGGCAGCUCACCGGGGGCGUCCUGCACACCAAGUUCUGGGUGGUGGACCAGCGGCACCUCUAUGUGGGCAGUGCCAACAUGGACUGGCGGUCUCUGACACAGGUCAAGGAGCUGGGUGUGGUCAUCUACAACUGCAGCCAACUAGCCCGGGACCUGGAGAAAACCUUCCAGACCUACUGGGUGCUAGGGGCGCCCCAUGCUACGCUCCCCAAACACUGGCCUGGAAACUACUCCACCCACAUCAACCGCUUCCACCCACUUCAGGACAGUUUCUCUGGGCUACCCACCACUGCCUACCUCUCGGCCUCCCCGCCUGCCCUCUGCCCCUACGGCCGCACCGGAGACCUGGACGCACUGCUGGCUGUAAUGGGGGGCGCCAGGGAGUUCCUCUACGUCUCGGUGAUGGAGUACUUCCCCACCACCCGUUUCAGGCAUCCCACCAGGUACUGGCCAGUGCUGGACUCAGCGCUUCGAGAGGCUGCGGUCAGCAGGGGUGUGCAUGUGCGUCUGCUGGUCAGCUGCUGGCUCAACACCGACCCCCGCAUGUUCCCUUUCCUGCGGUCACUGCAGGCCCUCAGUGACCCUGCCGCCAGCAUCUCGGUGGAUGUGAAAGUCUACAUCGUGCCGGUAGGAAACCACUCGAACAUCCCAUUCGGCAGGGUGAACCACAGCAAGUUCAUGGUCACCGAGCGGGCAGCCUAUAUCGGCACCUCCAACUGGUCGGAGGAUUACUUCAGCAGCACAGCUGGAGUGGGGCUGGUGGUCAGACAGGACCCACCUCACAGCUCCCCCGGUCCGGCCCCUGUGCAGGAGCAGCUGCGGCAGGUGUUCGAGCGGGACUGGGGGUCCCCGUACACUGUGAGCCUGGAUGGACAAGCCCAGGGCCAAGACUGCGCAUGGCAGGUCUGAGGGGCAGCCAGCCCUUCCUGGCUCCCCAGAGCUCCCCACCUCCUGUCCACCAUCCUAGGACCCCCUUUGGACUGCCCACAGAUCCACGGGGACAUGCUCUGCUUCCCCUCUGUGUGCAGGUGAAGCCCUCCUAUGCUACCUCCUCCAGGGAGCCCUCCAGCUAUCCUUCCUUGGCAGCAAUAACAGAACAUUGGCUCAAAGCAGCUGCUGGAA
Erinaceus europaeus (western European hedgehog) is the source of this 1663-nucleotide messenger RNA. It is a transcript of the gene PLD4, whose product is annotated as phospholipase D family member 4. Gene Ontology annotation, biological process: phagocytosis; hematopoietic progenitor cell differentiation. The transcript is spliced from 10 exons. Gene Ontology annotation, cellular component: nucleus; trans-Golgi network membrane; endoplasmic reticulum. Lineage: Eukaryota; Metazoa; Chordata; Mammalia; Eulipotyphla; Erinaceidae. The coding region runs from base 80 to 1450 and encodes 456 amino acids. Gene Ontology annotation, molecular function: catalytic activity. The record is from RefSeq and is a predicted model, not a curated record.